AUGCAGGCCCUCAUCCUCGUCCUCGCCUACUCGGCACUCGCAUCCGCCACCACCUACUUCCUCACCGUCUUCGCCCCAGACACCAACGUCGACGGGGCUCUGCUCAAUGCCGCCGGUCAAGGCUUCUACACCGGCACUUCGGGGCCUGCGACUUAUUGCCCGGACGACAUUGGCAAGAAGUGUCCUGAAGUGCAGGGAACUCUCGUCUAUGAAGGACUAACCGGCAUGGCAGUCCAAGUCCCCGGUGGCCAAUCAAUCUACGUAGCGCCUUCCGGCCAAGUCGAGUACGCACGCGCGCACUCGACCUACGUUCCGCCCGGGUCCUUCAUCGGGGGCUGGUACAACAAGACCGUUCUCUCGGACUGCGAGCCGACGCGUUACGUGCUCGACUUCCUAUCCCCGGACGGCACCAACAUCGGCGGCGUGAAGCUGUGUCCCGACAUCGAGACCUGGAUGUCCGGUACGGGCGCUAGUUACCGUCUCUACGUUGGCACGCGCAAUUUCAAUUUGACGAACUGUAUUGAUGCUGUGGGGCUGAAUUUGAAUGGUGUCGAGGCGGAGGUUGGGUGUUGGCAGUAUAUCUGA
Annulohypoxylon maeteangense is the source of this 585-nucleotide messenger RNA. RefSeq lists its product as uncharacterized. Bases 1 to 585 code for a protein of 194 amino acids. The record is from RefSeq and is a predicted model, not a curated record. Lineage: Eukaryota; Fungi; Ascomycota; Sordariomycetes; Xylariales; Hypoxylaceae. The transcript has 2 exons.